CAGAGCGGGACGCGCGCGAAUCGGGGACGCGCCUUCGUAGUGCUGUGUUGAUUAGGUGCUCCUGGCCUGGAUGGAGGAGGUGAACCGGCUGUGUGUGCGCGUCCUGGUGCAUCAGGAGGAUGUGAAAGAGAACCCACUUAGUGCACAGAAGAGACGGGACAGCCUCCGGGAGUCAGCACAAGCACCUGUCACAUGUUUGGUGGGAACCAUGGCAACACUGAGCGAGGCGAUAUCCCAUCUCCCCCUUCUGCCGAGGCCUGGCCACCUCAUGCAGAUCAGCAGUGUCAGUGGAAACGUCCAGCCUGAGUCUACAGCUGAUGAUGAAAAGACAGAGAAGCCGCCCAGUCUUCCCUGGCUCACCUCACACAAGAGUAAAGUGGCCACAGAAAAGAGAGGAGAGAGGAUGAAGAUGGUGGAGCUUUACCAGUGUCCUGUAUUCACUGACAUUCCUGUUCCUCUGCCUCAUGAUACUGCAUACGCCACCAUCGUCACACGCGUUGUACAAGCACAGCGCCACCUAGUGCACAAGCCCAGCUUGAAGGCUUCUUUCCAGACCAUUCUCUCCUCAUCCACCGUGGAGCACUUUGUUAUCGAUUCAUUCUGGUGGUUCUUCCUUCAUAACUUUCAGCCCGACAGGAAAACUCAGGAUCGUCUGUUUUGCCGGAUUGCGGAGAAUUACAUCAGUAUUCUGACCCAAAACCUCUCCACUCGCAGUGGCACCACAUUCCUCCGGGACUUUCCCAGCACACUGAGUCAGACACUCUACUGCUGCUUCUGUUGCUGCUUCCCUCAGUCCUGCGGCUUUCGCGACCAGACCUUCCUCACUGCUCUGUGCCUCACCGCCUACCAGUGGACAGGAGGGAUCUGUCCUGCUCCUGAAGUCUACAAGGCGUGGGACUUUGAAGCUCUGGAGCCAGACGAGGCCAGUGGCGUCUCGGAGAGUGAGAAAAGGCAGAAGGAGAGUGGCUCCACUCUAACUCUGUCUGACAGUAUGUUCUCCAGCACCUCAUUAUUUAACCCCACCAUCCACAAUCAACAUGGCAGUCUCACAGGCCCAAAGAAAUUGAGGUGUGUUAGCGAUGUGAAUGAGGCCAGUAUCAUCUGCUCCAGGAACAACAUGGCCAUUCCAAGCCACAAAAGCAUUAGUGAGGAAGACGUCAUAGGCACUGACCUAAAGUCUCUUACUGACCACGUCAACUACAGAUCAGCCAGAAAGUCCCAUGCAGUGUAUGCGUGUGUGGAGCUGAAGCAGUGUGUGUUCAAUGUGUGGGGAAAUUCUCCUCUGGUUCAGCACUACAUGACCACACUCAACCUGAAGCAGACCGUGGGCCAAGACCUUCUAGUGAGGAGAACUCAGAUCCAGAAACUGCCUCCAUAUCCUUACACACUCAACCCUAUACACUCAGAUAUCUCCUCAUUCUUACACACUCACCUCCUUAGGGGAGAAUGGUGUUGGCUGGCUCAGGGGUUGAUUGGCACAGUGUUAACUUUUGGGCCUGUAGGUGAAGAUCUCACAAAAACGUAG
Molecule: messenger RNA, 1525 nt
Organism: Colossoma macropomum (tambaqui)
Lineage: Eukaryota; Metazoa; Chordata; Actinopteri; Characiformes; Serrasalmidae
Product: protein FAM227A-like
Exons: 14
Coding region: 71-1525 (484 amino acids)
Source: RefSeq, a predicted model, not a curated record